GUUUUUAGUUGUGAUUUGGCGGGCUUGGAGGAAAGAACAGAUUGAAAGAACAGGUAGAUAGAGUCGCCAUUUUGUGACAUCGAGCCGUCAAAAUCUGUCCGCAUGGUGUCUGCGGUCUGAAAGUCGUCAGAAAUGCGAGCCAAGAACCACUGAAUGUGCCGUGACUUGGGUGUACUCAUCAUAGCUGCGGUGAUAUCGGAGAUUGACCUGAAUACCUUCACAGAUUCUUGACCAUCACAACAUAAAAAAAGAACUGGUGCUCAGCAGCAUGGGACUACCCGUCCCUGAAGAGAGUAUGGGUUGCCAUGAUUCAACUCCUUUUGGAAAUCAGGCGACUAGUGAUGACUGUGCUGUGUUUCCCCUUUGUUACGUUGUACAUGAACUGCAAAAUUUAAUAAAAACAGGGAGGGAGUCUACAUCCUUCAAUAAAAAUGUGUCGACCAAAGUUGAGGUGGCAGACGAAUCAUCUGUGGACAGUAACAUUCUCCAGGAAAGAAAAGAAGAGGAGGAAGAUGAAAAGCACAUAAACAUUCUCGAGUCUGAGAAGCUGAUAGAGACCAACCUACUUCAGCAGAACCAACACCACAAACCAGUCCAGCCUUCUGAAGCAGAGAAAGAAGACAAUGCUGAGAAGUGGCUAAAGGAGGACCAAAUUAAACAGACCCAUUACAAGGAGACAGUCCAGCCUUCUGAAGUUGAGAAAGACGUUGUUGAGAAGCUGCUUAAGGAGGACCAAAUUCUGCUGAACCAACACCAGGAGAAAGUCCAGUCUUCUGAAGCAGAGAAAAAAGACAACGCUGAGAAGUGGCUAAAGGAGGACCAAAUUAAACAGACCCAUUACAAGGAGACAGUCCAGCCUUCUGAAGUUGAGAAAGACGUUGUUGAGAAGCUGCUUAAGGAGGACCAAAUUCUGCUGAACCAACACCAGGAGAAAGUCCAGUCUUCUGAAGCAGAGAAAAAAGACAACGCUGAGAAGUGGCUAAAGGAGGACCAAAUUGAACAGACCCAUUACAAGGAGACAAUCCAGCCCCCUGAAGUAGACAAAGACAGUGUUGAGAAGCUGCUUAAGGAGGACCAAAUUCUGCUGAAUCAACACCUGGAGACAGUCCAGUCUUCUGAAGCAGAGAAAAAAAACAACGCUGAGAAGUUGCUAGAGGAGGACCAAAUUGAACAGACCCAUUACAAGGAGACAAUCCAGCCUUCUGAAGUAGAGAAAGACGUUGUUGAGAAGCUGCUUAAGGAGGACCAAAUUCUGCAGAACCAACACCAUGAACCCGUCCAGCCUCCUGAAGAAGAGAAAGAAGACAACGCUGAGAAGUUGCUAAAGGAUGACCAAAUUAAAUGCACCCAACAACAGGAGGCAGGUUGUCAGGAGACAGACCUUCGACUCCAAGUAGAGGGAGAUUAUGAAGAUGAGAAUCCGAAAGAUAAAAAUGACGAGAAAAACAAAACUGAGAAGUUGCUGAAGGAGGUGGAUACAAACAUCAUUGCUGAAGCUUCUUUUAAGGAAACCUUCUCAACCAAAAAAGAAUCCACAAAGCGUCUUUCUGAUGAUCAUUACAAAGUUAAGAGUGCCACAAAUGACACAAGCGGCAAUGGAGGGAAAGGGACCUGUCCAGCUGACCAACCGAUGAAAGAAAGUGGACAGGUUGGGGUCACUCUUCCAUCGUUGCAGAACGGAUUUAAUCCGACCAGAGGGGAAGGAGAUGACGAUGAUGGAGAUGAUGGGAAGAGACCUCGGCAGAUGCAGCUGAAGAGAGAUCAUGAGAGCGAGGAGCUUGAGAAGAAGAGGAAGAAGAAGAAGGAGAAGAAAGACAAGCAGGAGUCUCAGACGGGAGACUUUGGCGGGUCUGAAAGAUACACCCUUGCUGCCCGUGGAGAGGCAGCGACAGGGGCCAACACCCUUGCUGCCCGUGGAGAGGCAGCGACAGGGGCCAAGCAAGAUUUGGUAUUUAUGGUCAGAGAGCUUGCACUCCCUCAACCCGAACAUAUUUCUGCUAAAGACAUCCAGACAAAGAAGGAAAAUGAGAAGAAGUAUGAAGAGCAGCCUUUCGGAGGAGGUGACAGCCACAUUUCUGGUGUCAGGAAGCCCAGAAUUUGUCAGAAAGGAAUGAAGCAGAGGGCUCGAGCACCCUUCCUGGAUGGAGAGAAUUCAGUUGGAGAAGUUGAUGAGCUUGGGGCUGGGAUGGAGCAGAUGUCUUUAAGCGGGAUUGCUCAACCUAGGCGGUUGGGGAACCCUGGACCAGCGGGAGACACACCCAUGCAGCAGUACAUGCUGGAUGGGACCCAACGAUGUCAACAGAGAGAGAAUCAGAUGCCUCCCAGCAAGCACAACUCGGAAGCCGUAAAGGGAUUCUACAAUGACACUGGGCGUCAGACUCACAUCAGUCUACCCCCAGGACAACCACCUCCUACUCGCCAACAGGAACGGCCGAGAGGUCCGCCAGCUUUGACUUUCAAGUCUCCUACCUCCAUGGGUCCUCAAUAUGCCACAAGGAAGGCUCUGGAGGGUGCUUUGCUUAAUAUUGGUCUUGAAGAUGGUCCCUCUGAAAGAGGUGCGGCUGGACCGGGUCCGGGGGCUCCCAAGGAUGGUACAGAUACCCCUAGAGUCUGCUAUGGAAAGGGGAGUGAUGUAGAACCUUUGGUUGUGAGAAUCGUCAAGCAUGAUUACAAGGAAUUCCAAGAAGAUCAGGACGGAGUGCUUCAUUGCAAAGAGAUGGUGAUAAAAAAUGGAAAGUAUCAGGAAGGACUCCAGUACGACAAAUUGAUGUACCUUGGACAAGGAACCUUCGGAAGUGUGAUUCUGAUCCGGGACAAAGUUAGCGGAAUGAACUUUGUCGCCAAACGAGUUCCUUUAGGAAGGUUCUCGCCCAACGAGGCCCUUAUUUGGAGUGAUUUGGCCCACUCCAACAUCAAUAAGCUUCUUGGCGUGAUGAGGAACGGGGACAUGGUGUACUUUUUCUCGGAGUACCAUCCGAGUCAGACCUUGCAGAAGCUCAUCGAGAGUGAGACUGUUCUUGGACAAGGGAGGGCGCUGUUCAUUAUCAAACAGCUGUUCGAAGCACUCGACUGGCUGCAUGGAAAGAGAAUUGUCCACAAGGACAUCAAACCCGCAAACAUAAUGGCAGAUUAUUUUGACCACAUCUGGUUGAUUGAUUUUGGAGAGUCAAAGCGACUCGACGGUGAUACGCUGCAGACCACUAAACUGGAAGGCACAGAGUGCUACAUGGCACCAGAAGUUGCAAGAAGUGAAAUGUAUAACGGAACAGCUGACGUGUGGAGUGGAUUUUGCACCCUCGUCUGUGCUAUUAGUGGAGACCCACCAUGGUGCCGACGGUUGAAAGGCGUCCCAGUCAAGAUCUUCAUUAUUGGGAGUGCUCCGCCCCCGCUGGAAGAUGUUCCUAUCAAUGCCGAUCUUAGAGUUCGUGAUUUUAUUGCAAAUGGACUGGUGACCAAUUUUCGUAAGAGACCCUCGUCGGCCAAAGUCCUGGAGAACUUCCCACAUGACCUCGUGGAUGAGCUUUACAAUGUACGAGCCAUCGAGGAGGAGUUGAAACCACCACCCGAAGCCCCCUUUGGUAUCCCCAAAGCAGUAUGUGUUGAGCCCGUCACACCUUGCACCCCGAGAGGACCACAGGUGGAAUACUUCAGAGCAUCCCAGCAAUCUGUCUCCUUAGAUGAGAGCCUUGAUAUCACCCAGUUCUACGACGUCACGCAGAAUCCAUCAAAAAGUAACAUUGAAAAGCCACUGAGCCAACCGGAGGGUGAUGAAGACCUGUAUGGACCUGGUUCAUACGAACCUGGACAAGACAUGUAUGGACCUGGUCUAGACAUGUACGGACCUGACAAAGUUGAUGGCACCCCGCUCGAGACCAACAUCGAAGAAGGCACUCGCCCUGCUGCCAAUGCUGCUGGUCCACUCUUGCCACGUGCCCCUGAUUUUGACAUGAACCUCAAAAGAGAGGAGUUUGAUGGCGCCCCGGCCGAGAACGACAUCGGAGAAGGCACUCGCCCCACUGCCAUUGCUGCCGGUCCACUCUUGCAACAUGCAUCUGAUUUCAACAUGAACCUUCAAGCCGAGCAAUUUGACGGCGCCCCGGCUGAGAAUGACAUCGGAGAAGGCACUCGCCCCACUGCCACUGCUGCCGGUCCACUCUUGCAACAUGCAUCUGAUUUCAACAUGAACCUUCAAGCCGAUCAAUUUGAUGGCGCCCAGGCCGAGAACAACAUCGGAGUAGGCACUCGCCGCCUUGCCGAUGCUGCCAGUCCACUCUUGCAACAUGCAUCUGAUUUCAGCAUGAACCUCCAAGCCGACGAAAUUGACGGCACCCUGCCUGAGACCAACAUUGGAGAAGGAGAAGGCACUCGCCCCGCUGCCAAUGCUCCUGGUCUACUCUUGCCAGAUGCAUCUGAUUUCAACAUGAACCUCCAAGCUGACGAAAUUGACGGCACCUUGCCCGAGAACGAUGCCAAUCUUGCAAGUCCACUACUGGGUGUCCCAGAGCUACUUUCCAUGAGCCUGUCUUCAGCCAACAGCCUGGCAGCUCGCAGCUUCAUCCAAGACCAAACGGGGGACCAACAUGAUGACUCUCUGGAGCUUCCAGGGAUUUUCCUUCCUGACAGGGUCGUUGGAUCAGUGGAGAGGUCUUCCUCACGGACUGUGUAUGACUCGGCCGAGACUGGCAGCAAUCCCAUCGCCCCAUGUCCAAGCCGAACCUCCAACAGUUUUGGUGUCAGGGAAAUCCAAACUUCUGGCUUUCGGUCCUUCACCUCGGGGGUUUCUACAGAGUUGCCCAGCAGCUUGAACUCCUUGAAAACGUCUGUGACUGUCUUCACUGAUGGCUCGGACCCAAUUAAAAUGAAGGUAUCAUCUGGUGUUCUGGUCAGCGAUGUGGCUAAAACAGCCUUCUCAAAGAGCGUACCAACACCCUUCACCCUGGUCAAGCAUCAGAAUAGGCUCAUCGGUCUCCAGCUUGCGGAAUUCCUACUCAACGGGGAGUUUCUGUUGGAUGCAGUAGCGGCUCCAGACAGCUGCCAGAACUGGCUUUGGCGCAUCAACGAUGACGGCCGUUUCAGUCGCAGAUCAGGUCGAGUUUAAUUGCCAAGCAGUUGGCUUUUAACACUUCUUAUCCUGGUUGUAAUUUUCUAAGCAAUUUUAAGAUUAAUAUGUUCUUACUUUUCAUCAUGGUAAACCUAGAACAGAUUCUUAUAAACUUUCUGGGAUUAUAUGUUUUCCUAAAGUGUUUUCUGAACUUAAAACAGAAACCAGAAACUGGUUAACUCUUGAUUCAAUUUAGACGUUUCAAUCCAUCUUGCGAGAGGAUUCUAUAUAGGGUUGGCUCUGUAUUAAUAAGGUUUCUUGUUUUAAAUAUUGUUUCAAUUGUGCCUCACUCUUUCCUUCAGUUUCAUUUAAUCACUUUUUAAAAAUUGUUUUACUGCAUUUAUUUAAAGUUAGACCGAAUCAGUUUCAACCCGUAAAAGUUAGAUCAUUGGGCUAGUGGGUUUAUUUUUAGACACCUUCGGGUUUAUCUUGGAAACACUGUGUGUGGACAGAAUCAAAACACCUUGUAUGAUACUCUUUACAUAAACUUCUAGGUUCAAGAAAUCAAAAAUAGUUGCAUGUAUAUACAAAGCCUCAGUAUUUUGACUGCAUCAUUUAAGAGCAUAAAAAUUAAUAAAAAUGCUGGUUUUACUCACA
This is a messenger RNA of Asterias rubens (European starfish), 5698 nucleotides long. RefSeq lists its product as uncharacterized. NCBI's taxonomy places the organism in Eukaryota, Metazoa, Echinodermata, Asteroidea, Forcipulatida, Asteriidae. Gene Ontology annotation, molecular function: protein kinase activity; ATP binding. Bases 269 to 5098 code for a protein of 1609 amino acids. The transcript has 18 exons. Gene Ontology annotation, biological process: positive regulation of canonical NF-kappaB signal transduction; protein phosphorylation. The record is from RefSeq and is a predicted model, not a curated record.